Molecule: messenger RNA, 1766 nt
Organism: Owenia fusiformis
Lineage: Eukaryota; Metazoa; Annelida; Polychaeta; Sabellida; Oweniidae
Source: the annotation of a GenBank genome assembly
AUGACUGCCAUCCUUUAAAUAUGCUGAAAAAUGUUCAAAUCGAGUACCCAAGAGUGAAGCGGUCAUAAUCUCAAAACAUUAACAAACAUAGGACAGGGAAGGUAGUCAAUUCACGCUUUUCAAAGCCAAAGAAGCCGGGAAUUGCCUAUAAAGUUAUGACGUCAUCGGGGAAUACUUUAAAAUGGCGGCUCAAGGUUCAAUCAUGGAUAGUGACAGUGAGGAUGAAAUGCCUGCUGGUUGGGAAGAACGAGUGACUCUUGAAGGAAAAGUUUACUAUGCAAAUCACAAUACACAGGGAACUCAGUGGACUCAUCCAGUGUCAGGCAAAAAGAAGAAAGUGGCAGGAGAGUUGCCUUAUGGCUGGGAGAGGAAAGUUGACUCAAGUGGAGUUGUGUUCUAUGUUGAUCACAUUAAUGAGAAGACAACAUUCACUGACCCAAGGCUAGCAUUUGCCCAAGAGGACAAGCCAUAUAAUGGGGAGAUCAUACAGAAAUAUGAUGCAAGCACUAAGGCCAUUGCUGUUUUACAAGGUCGAGAUCUUAGUGGAAAAUACAUUCUUGUGACUGGAGCUAAUUCGGGAAUAGGGUUUGAAACUGUCAAGGCCUUAGCUUUCCAUGGUGCCCAUGUAGUAAUGGCUUGUAGGAACUUCAAGUCUGCAAACGAAUGUAUAGAAAAGAUCAACAGGGAAAGACCCCAGGCUAAAGUACAGUACAUCAACCUUGAUCUUACUUCCCUGAGAUCUGUCCAGCAGUGUGCCAAGACGUAUAUUGAGAGGGGCUGGCCCCUUCAUGUUCUCAUCCUCAAUGCAGGGGUAUUUGGUGUAGCACAUUCUCUAACAGAAGAUGGUUACGAGACAACAUUCCAAGUAAAUCACCUUGGACAUUUCUACCUUACUCAACUAUUUACUCAGUUACUCAUAAAAUCAAACCCUGCCAGAGUGGUGGUUUUGUCAUCAGAGUCCCACAGGUUUUCCACAAUAGAUGAUGUGCUAUCUGAAGCUGUACUCUCUCCAGACAUUAGUAGAUACAGCUCAAUGCGGGCUUAUAAUGACAGUAAACUCUGCAAUGUGCUCUUCAGUAAUGAAUUACAGAGAAGACUGUGUUCGAGUAAUGUAACGUCUAAUGUAGUCCAUCCUGGUAAUUGUAUAAACACCAGAAUCUCCAGACAGUGGUGGAUGUGGCGACUCCUUUUCACUAUACUUAGACCAUUCACUAAAAGUACAGAGCAGGGGGCCAGCACCACUGUGUUCUGUGCAGUCAGCAAAGACCUGGAGGGGGUAGGCGGCAUGUACUGGAAUAAUUGCUGUCAAUGUAUUUCUAGUGAACAAUCAAGAAAUGAGAAAUUGGCAAAAAAGCUUUGGGAUAUUAGUGCAACAAUGAUAGAUAAAGCUGAAAGGACUUUUCCUGUGGAAAGUUCCUGAUUUUUAAACAUUUUUAUUACAUUAUAUUGUAUUGUAUUGUAUAGUGCGGGUCAUUAUAUCAUGUUUUGUGAUUUUGACAUUUUUACUGAUUUUAAGCAUUUGUGAAAUGAUGCUACCAUUAAUUUUUGCUAGUUCAGUUCCAUUUGACUAUAUCUUGCAACUGCUGAAGAUCUUUGCUAUUCAUACUCAUACUUUUUUGCUAAUUUAAAACUAAUGGAAUUUUGUAGCUCCUAUACAUGGAUGAAUCAUGAAAAUGUGAAUGAAGCACAAAAGAUUACUGAGAGUACAGUGCUGUUGUUAAAAAGAUAAUCAUGUAAUUAUAGUAAUAAAUUGUUGAUUUAUUUAA